GUAUAACACGAAGACGACAAAUAAUCAAGUAUUAUGAGGGCAGAGUGCCAAGUCAUGACGAGUUGAAAGUCCGAGCGUAUUCCAGGUCAGUCCAUUAUCCGGGUUCCUAAGGCACAUACACGUUCACGACAGUUCCUUCUAUUUUCCUCACCGACCCCGUUCAAAACCAACAUGUCUUGGGAUAGCUAUAUCGACAAUUUGAUUGCGCAAACAAAGGACGCGUCAGGUAACGCGAACUGCGACAGGGCAUGUAUUAUAGGCAUCGAUGGGGGCGCAGCCUGGACAACAGCUGGACACGCAAAUGCUUUAAAAUUGCAAGGUCAGGAAGGAGUUAACGUUGCCAAAUGCUUUAACUCCAAGGACUAUUCUGUUUUUAUGGCGAGUGGCAUUCACCUUGAAGGCAUCAAAUAUCAAUUCUUACGGGCAGAGGAUGAUAAAAUAGUAUUUGGAAAGAAGAAGGGGGAAGGAGCCAUUACGUUACAAAGUUCGAAAACAGCAAUUGUGAUAGGCCAUUGUCCGGAAGGUUCCCAGCAGGGAAAUUUGAACAAGGGAGUUGCCUGUAUUGCGGAGUACCUUGAGUCCCUGGGUAUGUAGGCCUAAACUAAAUUGAAAUAAUGUACCAGAAAUACAUUUUAGGAAUACUUUUCAUCCCCUUUUUAAUGAGGAGUCUGCUGCUUGAAAUCCCUGGUUAGCGCUGCGGACAUAUACAACAAUAUGUACAAUAUCCUUGGCAACUGAUCACUAUCUAAUAUCUUACCAAAACGCCCGAGAAGUCGAUAUAACUGUGGCACAUGCAUACCUUUACUGAGACAUAACCAUGGUAUCAUCCUGACCAGGCACUAUAGAAUAAUCUUGCCACUUUGACACUGAUCGUCACAAAAUUUUGAAUAUUGAUAAGUUAUUUUUUUGUGAGGAUUCAUUUUCAGAGACCUGCAUUGCCAUGAAAUUGUGUUAAUAUCACUAUGACCAAUGAAAGCAAAUUAUCAGGUUUUUAUAGGAAGAGAUCAGUGUUGCCAUGGCAACCAUAUCUGUUCUAUUCAAGAGUAUGUUACUUUGAUAAAAUUGUAUUAUUCUUGUAUUUUUUGGGAAACACUUUAUAAUGCGAUGUGUAAACUUCUUCCAUCUGUUAACUUGACCUAAUUGUGCCUUUAAAGGCAUUACGAUAUUCCAGCAAAUAAAGAUAGCUAGAGUUAGAACCCCACCCGAAUCGACUAGUGUUAGAAACCUGCCUCAAUCAGCAUGGACUCCCUAGGCCCCCGAUACAUAACAAGCCCGCAAUUCUUCAGUAGAGAGAAAAGGCCUAUCGAAUCGCAAUACCACGUCAACAACUCUCACUCUUCUUGUUAAUUAUGUCACAUUUUGAAGCCAGUGUUUCUGGGCCGAGGUUAAAUGGUGAGAGGUAAUCACCAUUCUUCAGUGGAGAGAAGAGGCCUAUCUCAUUGCGAUACCUCAUCAACAUCGAUCGCUUUACUGGUUAUUCAUGUCACAUUUUGAAGCCACAACCUUCUGCGUAUCGGGGAAGCUGAUGAGGCGAGGUUAGUAAAUCCAAGCAAAAGACUUGCUGUAUGUAGUUUAGACUUACCGUUAACUGGCGAUGUGGCAUUCCUCUGUGAAGACAGAUAUCUCAUGACAUUUUUGUAAUUGCUUCGCAACACGCACCCAAGGGCCUAGGCGCUCUUUAACAUGGUUUUCGUUGAAAGAAGCUGCGACCAACUGGUAUGCUGUUCAUAUUUCUCCUUUCCGUGACUUUCUUAUUUUUACGUCAUGUCACGUCUGCCUCUGUCGAGUGGCACUCCCCAGUUAGGCAUUUAACGCUAGCAGGCUGAAUGUCCUGUUCAUCUUGGCCAUCGGCUCGAUUCAGGGGAUGCCUCAAUGUCCAGUUUGCACUAGUGUAAACUCCUUCAUUUUUGCAGCCUAUAUAUUUGCAGCAAAACUGUCAUUUUCAGUUUUGAGUGCACUUAUUUUUUUCAUGAUAAAACAUUCAGUUAAACAUUUUUUUUGCACCCAAGUUGUACCCCUUUUGUGAAAAUUACAAAAAUAUUAGGCUUGCAAAAUGAAGGGGUUUACAAAUCUAGAUGACAAUGUAAAUAUUCCAUAUCAUGGCUGAAAGAUCUUGAAACCUGAAAACCUGCAAUAAAAGACAAUGUGCUAAGAAUUACAUGUAUUCAGCUGUAAAGCUUUAUAUCAUUCCCCUGUAGACACUUUAUGACAAUACCACAACCAUUGUACUAGGGUCAUUUUCAAAAAGUGAUUUUUGCCAACACCAUAAUUUCAUAUUUUCAAAAAUACUGUAAUUGUGAAAAGAAAUUACAACUGAAAUCUCAGAGAAGUGUCUGUGGUAUGGUGUUAAAGAAUUACAUCAUUAUCCAGUAGAUUUAUGACACUCUCCCCCUGACACAAUGUGAAUUGGUUAUUAUCUAUCAAGUUCGAACCUUCAGUUUCCAGCAAUUGUUAGUAGAAAGUUCAUCUAAACCAGCCUUUUAAUUGAAGAGCUCUAUCUUGGUGAAAUAAUUAUGGUGAUGGCCACUUUUGGAAAAUGACCUGACACUUGUAGUUUUAUUCAGAAAAUCUCAAAUUCUGUUAAAUGUACUGUGUACAUUAAUGCAUCUGCAUGGCAUUGAUUUGUAACGGUUCCUUUGCAUUGCCAUUGGGUUGGCUGGCGGUGGUGCCAUCUUUUGAUUUCAAAAUCAACUUAAUCGCACCUACCUGUAUUAUGUCUGAAUUCCUGCUUUGAUUUGUUUGCAAGAGGACAAUUAGUACAGUCAGGCUCAUAAUGAUUUCAACACCGACUUUUUUCAAAUGUCUAAAUACAAAAGGAAAAGUCUACGCUAACACAUUUCUUAUGUAUGGCGAGAAAACAAAAUUUCUCACAAUAUGCUAAAAACUGCAUUGGAUAUGGUGCAUUCAUUUUGGAGAUAUUUUUCCAAAGUCAGUGUUGAUUAUAAUGUGAGCUAGACUGUACGUGUUUGCCGAUCUGUUUAUUCAUUGUCUUCCAUCCUUCGUCUUUCAAUGGGAAUUUUGUCGAAAUUGUUUUUCCAACCCAAGGUCAAGUCUUGGGCAUGCUAAGUAACAGAAGACUGAAGUUCCUUUGACACCACCUAACAUUUAUGUCUUAUUCGUCUUACAUGUGAAUUAGACACUACAAUGUCUGAUAUUGAUAAUGUAAUCUUAUUAAUGAAUGAUAUGUUAUCAUUCCAUAACCCCUCUGGUUGAUCUCCGAGCUCGUUCUGAGUCGAGGAAGCUAAAUAUACAUGUUAGGGGCCUUAGCCUAGCCACCGAUACAGUCGAAAUGAUAGUGAUAGAAUAAAAUAAAUAACACAUUAACAUUUA
Molecule: messenger RNA, 3330 nt
Organism: Lineus longissimus
Lineage: Eukaryota; Metazoa; Nemertea; Pilidiophora; Heteronemertea; Lineidae
Product: profilin-like
Exons: 5
Coding region: 172-594 (140 amino acids)
Cellular component (GO): cell cortex
Molecular function (GO): actin monomer binding
Source: RefSeq, a predicted model, not a curated record